Messenger RNA from Zootermopsis nevadensis, 3752 nucleotides. The record is from RefSeq and is a predicted model, not a curated record. Lineage: Eukaryota; Metazoa; Arthropoda; Insecta; Blattodea; Termopsidae.
CAAAACAAUAUUACAUCUGAAGAUUAGUCACUUCUACAUUUGGACACUAUGACAUGGGACACUGACUGUUACACUACUUGUGAUGUCACUUUACAAUUGGGCUGUCUAAAAUAAAUCACAAUGAAGUAACUUCAGUUUACGCUGUGUGCCAUAUUCACAAAUGCAAGCAAUAUAGAUUGUCAAGUAAACAAGAGUGAAUAAUAAACUGAUACACUCUAUGUCAUAUUGACUGCCAUUCAUUCUUCACACACAUGCAUUUGCACAUUAUUAAAUAAGGAAUCUAAACUCUGAGUUAACAAAGUUUGAUUCCCAUACAAAAAAUUGCCCAUAAAAAUGUUCUGCUGAAUAUAAAAUUAUCACUGAACGCACAGUCAAUAUGUGAACAGACAAAUUCUAAGUAAAGAAACUGGCUUCAUACAAAACAUGAUCUGAAGAACAGCUCACAGUCAAACAUCGGCAGCAGAACAAUGUUUACGUUGGUAGUGAGUGUGUUGUGGCAGACACCAACUCAAGUUCAGCAGCAAAUGGUACAAUGUCUAAAUGACAUUUCAUUGAAACAUUUCACACCAGUGCAUGCCCUUGUAGUCGCAUAUUACAAUUCUCAACUUCAAGAAAGUCUCAGUAGAAUUCUUGAAAAUGAAACUCAAGAAAGAAACAAAUUAUAUUGGGAGAGAGACUUCGGGAACAAACUUCUGCAAGAUUUGCACAAAUCAGAAAAAUGGUCACUGUUGCUCUAUUUAAACAACGAUAAGUGGAACGAGGAAAUGCCACAGAGCAAACAUGGCAGCUACAUUAUAAUAUCAUUACAUCAUCAUCAUAAAAAUGUGGUACAGGAUGUAUCAGUCCAGAUCAAGAAACUCAGAAACGACUGGGACUGGAAUCCAAGAGCAAAAUUCAUUAUAACACUGCCACAUGCAGAAGGAAACUCUACCAAGCAGCUUGCAGCUGAUGUUUUCAAUGAACUGUGGAGAUGGAGAGUUAUAAACAUGAUUGCUGUAAUCCCUGCUUUGGGACCAAAGAACACAACAGAUGCAGUUCCUGUAUUGGAUGUGUACACUUGGUUCCCGUACCGUCCGCCCGGUCGCUGUGCCGAUGUCAGAGACCCAGUAGUGCUGGAUCAUUGGAUUGUGGAUAAGUAUGGCAAUGGAAGCUUCUUGAAUAAUGCAACCCUGUUUCCAGAGAAGGUGCCAAAGGAUCUCCAAGGAUGCCCCAUUGUUGCAUCACUUUUUGAAUUAGAACCUGCUGUUAUGAGCAAGAAAUUCACUACAGAAGAUUCAGCAAAGACUGUUUUCAACGAAGGCAUCGAGAUACGACUACUCCAAGAGUUCGGAUCAGCCACAAAUAUGACUGUUAAAUACAUUGAACCACCAAGUGGUGAGUUGUGGGGAGUUCCUUUAGAAAAUGGAUCCUGGACAGGCACUUCUGGUCAGCUGGUCCUAGGUUUGGUAGAUGUGGCUAUGGAUCUUUACUUUUACAGAUGUGAUAUAAUAAAAGGAACAGAAUGCCUGACACCCCACAUGAUCGAUCAUGUUAGGUGGUAUGUGCCUUGUGCUGCCCCAUUCCCUGGCUGGAUGAGUCUCAUCAGGGUGUUUACUCUGUCUCUCUGGUUGGGGUUCCUAGUAUCCUACUUCAUUGUUGCUUUUAUUAUGUGGCAAGUGGUGAAGAAGAGCAACACGAUGUUCACACAGUCGAUGGAGAACCAAGGUUACACCAGUCUGGUGAAAUGUCUCAUGAAUUUCUGGGCCAUUAUCCUGGGAGAGAGUGUCCCUAACAACCCUCCCGAAAAGCCUGUUAUCAGGAUGGUGUUCCUUAUAUGGGUUUUAUACUGUUUGGCCAUCAACACUGUUUACCAGACGUAUCUAACUAGCUUCUUAGUAGAUCCAGGUCUUCAACAUCAGAUUUCCUCUGAUGAAGAGGUCAUCAACUCCGGAAUGGAAUAUGGUGUCCCUGCUCCUGUUUUGUCUGUUGUCCCAGAUCUAACAGGUUAUCGUUACCAACGUUUAUUACACUGCAAUGACUACAAAGUAUGCCAAGACAGAAUUGCGUUCAAACGUGACUUUUCUUACAUAUACUCCACAUUCAGCAUGGAUUUUACAAUUGCUGCUAGAUACACAAACGGUGAUGGGAAACAGCUGAUCUGUUCUUUUGAAGAGAUAUUUUCGUCACAGUUGAUAACCGUGCCAGUACCAAAGGGCUAUAUAAUGUUAGAUCGGUUCAACCAAAUUAUUCUUCAUUUGCUGCAGGCUGGGAUUAUAGAUCAGUGGUUCAAAGACAUCAAGUACACAACAUCUUUGAGAUCGAGAGUGGAAAAUGAUGUGCUGAGUGGGGAAUAUAUUAAGUUAAGCUUACUGCAUAUGCAAUCAGCUAUUUAUAUUCUGCUCCUGGGUCUCCUUCUGUCAUUUAUUGUCUUUCUCUAUGAAAUUUUAUUCUGUAGGAAUGCACAGGGCUAUUCAAAAAGAUUGUCAGGGUUUUAAAAAAUCACUACACGUAGUACAAUUGAGGUAGGAAUAACAAUUUUGUUUUAUUGUGUAGCAAAACUCUCAAAGUUUUUUUACAUGAAUUAUAAAUGCUCAAUAUGUGCGCCUCCUGUCAAUCUGCAGACAUCUACACGAUAGUCCAUUUCUUCCCACACACGCCCCAGCGUGUCAGCGGUGAUGUUCAGAAUGGCGGCUUUGAUACGUACCUUCAGAUCCGGGACAAUCGCAGGUAGAGGGAUCCUUCCCAAAUUUCGUGUGGAAGUUCCGUUGGACAAUGGUAACGAACCGACUUUGAUGAUAUUCGAGAGUACAAAAAGCCUUCUUCUUAUCGUUAGACGCCAUAUUGCAAAAUCUGGCACCUGGCGGCCAAUCGCGUAACUACUGGAUGGCGGGCGGUACAGAACAAAACUUUGAGAGUUUCUUUAUCCACCAGUGUAAAGAUAAUAGUCGUAUGUUUAAUGCAUUGCUCCACAAAAAUUCACAAAUCCGCGACAAUCUUUUUGAAUAGCCCUGUAUAUUUCCAACAGCCAUAGGUAUGUAUAUAUAUUUUCCUAAUGGUAUAAACUCUGUACUAAUAACUAUAACACCUAAUGUGAAACGUAUUUUUUUUUUUGUAUAAGCAUGUAUUGAGAAGAACACUUCAUUAGUGAUGAAUGAAAACCAUUUAAAAGAGUAAUAGUUAACAGUUAGACAGAUAGUAAUUUACUCCAUGUCAAACUUUCUUUGAGCUGUAAGACAGCCUACACCAUGCCUUUGCUAUGUCAUAAUGCAUCAGAUAUUGAAUAUGAUUUAUUAUUCAUGUGAUUUGAUAAACAAAAAAUGUUAAUUUUAAAUUUAAUUUUAAUUCCAUAAAAUAACAGUAGAAUUAGAAAUUAAUUUAAUUCUCAAAUGAGAAAAUACACUGGAUGUGUAAUGAACAAAUAAAUCACUACCCCAGUACAGUGAAUAUCAGAGAGGUAAACUCAAAAAGUUUAAAUUUAGUACAUAGUUUACAUUACUUCCCAUUCUGGACACUUUGCAGAACUGCAGCCAGCACUAUCACAAAAUGAUGUCCAUAUCAAAGAUGAUAAUUUGCAUAUUACUUUACCGUGACAUCAAAUGUGCUGUGACAGUGGUGUCAAUUUGGACAAAAAUACAGGAGGGGUACAUAAAAUAAGUCAUCUAUCCUUAAAUUUGUAAAAGAUGGUUGUGUAAAUGAAAAAGUAUGACAGCUGCUUUCGGAAAUACCAGAAAUUAUUCUGCUGCACUGUGUUAGUUGGAAGUCCCAAGAUUAAU